Molecule: messenger RNA, 891 nt
Organism: Lycium barbarum (goji berry)
Lineage: Eukaryota; Viridiplantae; Streptophyta; Magnoliopsida; Solanales; Solanaceae
Product: amino acid permease 6-like
Exons: 5
Coding region: 1-891 (296 amino acids)
Cellular component (GO): plasma membrane
Source: RefSeq, a predicted model, not a curated record
AUGAUAGUUCUAAAGGUCUUGUAUUUGAGACCUAAACCUCUAGCAAAGUUGAUCACUUUGUUGUCUUCAUCAACAGGCUUGUGUAUGGCUGCAAGUGUAGGGCAACAUGUAAAGACAAGCAUAACAGGAACAGUAGUUGGGGUGGAUGUGUCGGCAUCACAGAAACCUUGGAGAAGCUUACAAGCUAUUGGAGAUAUUGCCUUUGCUUAUGCUUUUGCCACCAUUCUCAUUGAGAUACAGUUUCUUGCAGCUAUUAUUUCAGGACACAUUGAGAACAAACCAGCAGAGAACAAAACUAUGAAGAGAGCAUCACUUGUUGGAGUUUUUACCACAACCUUUUUUUAUGCGUUAUGUGGUACCAUUAGCUAUGCAGCCUUUGGCAAUGAUGCUCCUGGAAAUUUCCUCACUGGAUUUGGUUUCUAUGAACCCUUUUGGCUAAUUGAUUUCGCUAACGUUUUUUGCCAACCCAUAUAUGGCUUUGUGGAGGCUCGUUGUAGUGAGAAAUGGCUAGACAACAAAUUCAUCACCUCUCAACAUGCCAUAAACAUUCCAUGGUUUGGUGUUUACUAUGCAAACUAUUUCAGGAUGUUAUGGAUGACAGCAUAUGUUGUAGUAACAGCAGUAAUAGCUAUGAUAUUCCCAUUCUUCAAUGCAAUCUUGGGUUUAAUUGGGGCAGCCUCAUUUUAUCCAUUAACUGUUUAUUUCCCUAUAGCAAUGCACAUUGCUCAGAGGAAAAUUCCAAAAUAUAGUGGGAAUAUACAUUAUGCCUCAAUUCCAAACAAGUUGGGAUUAGUUAUAUCAAUCCUCAUUUCUUCAUUUAACUCUAUCAGUGUAAGCUUGCUUACAUUGUCGUUCCCCAAGUCAGAUAAAGCUGGAGGAGCGUUAUGGUAG